This is a messenger RNA of Onychostoma macrolepis, 585 nucleotides long. RefSeq names its product C-type lectin LmsL-like. The record is from RefSeq and is a predicted model, not a curated record. NCBI's taxonomy places the organism in Eukaryota, Metazoa, Chordata, Actinopteri, Cypriniformes, Cyprinidae. Bases 1 to 585 code for a protein of 194 amino acids. The transcript has 3 exons.
AUGAACUAUAUGCCCACAGCCACAACCAAUACAACUGUCUUAAUCCGAGAGAAGAAAAGUUGGAGAGAUGCUUUAAACUACUGCAGACUGUUUCACACGGAUCUGGCUACAAUAGAAAACCAAGCUGAGAACACGAAACUAAAGCAGCUGCUGCUCAACAGUAACGUGGAAUCAGCUUUCAUGGGUUUAUACAGAGACAGCUGGAAGUGGUCAGAUCAGAGUAGCUCUGUAUUCACGGCUUGGGGGACCCAAGAACCCAAUAAUGGAGGGGGAGGUGAAUAUUGUGCGCUACUGGAUUUGCUAUAUAAUCUAUGGAAUGAUGUAUCAUGUUCAAUGAAACUGAAAUUUCUCUGUGGCACUGCAAAGAAGAUUCAAAUACUGAAAAUAAACAUGCAGUCAACGUUGAACCUUGAUGUCAGUGAUUUUAACAGCACCAUUUUACAGCAGUUGCAGCAAAAGCUGAGGAAACUGGGACUGCUGAGUAACACCAAGCUGACGUGGAGGACACAACCUGAUGGACAAAUAUUUCACACCCCGAACGAACCAAGCACAAAAAAUAACAAGCAAUGUAAAACUGUAACAUGA